AUUCCCAGGCCACCCGUCGUCGUCCGCAACGAUCUACCCAGCGUUUCCCGAACGUUUCAAAAAUCGAGUAUCCUGCGAGGCCUGAACGUCCUCACUUUCUCUACCUUUGCUCGAGCUCCCCCUUCUUGCUCCCCUUGUCAAGUCGCCAUCUGAAUCCAUUUGAACCCUUUCGUCCCGGACUCGCGUGAUCAACCAUGUCGACCUCUGCGCGCCGUCGAUUGAUGAGAGACUUCAAGCGGAUGCAAACCGACCCUCCUGCCGGGGUCUCUGCUUCUCCAGUUGCGGAUAAUGUCAUGACAUGGAAUGCCGUCAUUAUUGGUCCCGCAGACACCCCCUUUGAGGACGGGACCUUCCGACUUGUGAUGCACUUCGAAGAGCAGUACCCCAAUAAGCCUCCCGGCGUCAAGUUUGUCAGCAAGAUGUUCCAUCCCAACGUCUACGGAACUGGCGAAUUGUGCCUCGACAUCCUCCAGAACCGUUGGAGCCCGACGUACGAUGUAGCGGCGAUAUUAACCAGCAUUCAAAGCUUGCUGAAUGACCCAAACACCUCCUCUCCCGCGAACGUGGAGGCAUCCAACCUGUACAAGGAUAACCGAAAGGAGUACGCAAAGCGUGUGCGCGAAACUGUCGAGAAGAGCUGGGAGGAUUGAGAUAGUUCAGUUUGCCAAUCUUCCUAGUAAUGCCCCGAUAUGAAACGCUGCGAUUAUGUCACUUGUCAUGUCUGUUUACGAAUGUCCACUGUCAAGCAUCUCUCCGUUGGCGAAGUCUCUUUUCCCUGCCCCUAUCUCAGUGUGUGUAUGUCUCUCUGCGUGUCUCCUUUGAGGGCUUUACCCUUUUUCCUUAUUUUAAAUACUUGUCCUAGCUUGAUGCGACGGCUUGCUCUCCGUGCAUU
Molecule: messenger RNA, 892 nt
Organism: Coccidioides immitis RS
Lineage: Eukaryota; Fungi; Ascomycota; Eurotiomycetes; Onygenales; Onygenaceae
Product: ubiquitin-conjugating enzyme E2 2
Exons: 4
Coding region: 195-650 (151 amino acids)
Biological process (GO): DNA repair; protein polyubiquitination; proteasome-mediated ubiquitin-dependent protein catabolic process
Cellular component (GO): HULC complex
Molecular function (GO): ubiquitin conjugating enzyme activity
Source: RefSeq, a predicted model, not a curated record